This is a messenger RNA of Dimorphilus gyrociliatus, 2758 nucleotides long. Lineage: Eukaryota; Metazoa; Annelida; Polychaeta; Dinophilidae. The record is from the annotation of a GenBank genome assembly.
AUAUCAUUUAAAACUAUUCUACAGUUGCAUAGGUUCGCAUGGCUGCCAAUGAUUGGAAGAAAUACGUUCGAUGGUUUACUGUUUGUAAAUUAAUUAGCAAAGAUCAUCCGAUUAACUUACCGAAUAGUACAUUGGAAGAAUUUAUCAAUUUACUUAAGGAUGGUGUCAUUCUAUGUAAUCUAUGCAAUGUUUUAAAGCCCGAUAUUCUACCAUUAACACAUUUCUCUUACAGACCGAAUAAUUCAAAGUUUCUUAGCACCAGAAAUAUUAACGCAUUUAGAGAAACAUGCUCAUAUUUUGGAUUAGAAUCAAAGGAUAUAUUUGAAAUAACCGAUUUUUUUAAAGUUAACGGCUUUCCUAUUCUUCGAACUUUAUACAAACUUUCAGAAAGUAAAUUUUCUAAAGAUUGGGAUCCAUAUGGCUACAGUCUACCAGAAGACGAAAACGGUUCUUCUCCAUCCCGACCAGGAGCAAUUUAUAUAAAUCUUUCAGUUAGUAACUCAAAUAGGGAGGAGGAAGAGGAUAGCAUCUAUCAGAAAUUACUCGGUAAAACCAACCUAAAUUCGACAGAUUCUACAGAUGGAAUAAACUAUGCCCUCAAUGAACUUCUCGAAACGGAAGAAAUAUAUUUGAAUAAGAGUUUACUUCCGAUAAAAACGUUUUUUAUGAUUCCGCUGAAAGGUAAAAUUUGUGAAAGUGAUCACAAGAUCAUUUUUAAUGGUAUUGAUCGGCUAAUAUCCUUUCACAAAGUAUUUUUACAACAACUCCAAGAAGUGAUCAACUCCAAAAACAAUAUAGGACAAAUAUUUUUGAAUAAUAGAGUAAAUUUUUCCAUGUACGGCGAUUAUUGUGCAAAUAUUCCUGUUAUUGAGGAUACUUUGAUGAAAUUUUCGAAAGCAAAUUUGCAGCUUUUCUUUGAUUGCGAAAAGAAUAUGAGUGACUCAAUUGACUAUUGUUUCUCCACAAUGGAACUAUUGAAAGUUCCAAUGAUGAGAUUAACAAAAUAUCCGUUAAUCCUUUCAAAUUUAUACCUAUCCGACAACUAUUCUCCUAAGGAGAAGGGUACCAUUAAAAAGGCGCAAUACGCAAUAGAAGAUAUAUUAAAAUACACGAAUGAAAUGCUAAGAGACACUGAGAUGCUGAUAAACACCUCCCAAAUACAAAAAGAAGUCGAAGGACUUUUACCUUCAAGUCAGAAUUUAACAGAUUUUGGACAUUUCUUAUUGGAUGGUGAAUUUAUGGUAAGUACAAAGAACAACUUUGCAAAAUACAAUAAAAAACAACUUGACACUUUUUUUACUGGAAGGAAACAGAUAAGAUACCAAUUUUUUUUUCAACUAAUGAUAACAUGCUUAUUUUUCUUACGCAUAACUAAGAAAUAAACGACUAUUUUAUUAUUCCCUUAAUAGAUUGACGAUAAACGCAGAUAUAUUCUGUUAUUUGACGAUGUUCUAUUCGUUUUAAAAAAGAAGCAGAAUAAUGGUAAUCAAUAUAAAGUUAAAAGGCAAUAUUAUCUACGCGAUUAUAAAUAUUCACUACUAGAUAAUUCCAAAUCUAAAAAAUGGCAAUAUGGAAUAAAGUUAUCUUCCGUGGAUAAUCCUACAGAAAAAUUGAUUAUAAACGCAAGAGAUAAUACAGCUUUUGAAAGUUUAGAGAGUAGUGUUAAAACAUUAUUCGAAAAGUUUGAUCAUUAUUUUGUUAAAAAUCAUAACUUUUCUCUAAAAACAUUUCAAACGAAAACUCCUGUUUUCUGUAAUUUUUGUACUUAUACAUUAAAAGGUAUUAUUCGUCAAGGAUAUCAAUGCUCCAAUUGCUUUAUCAAGUCUCAUUUCGAAUGUCUAAAUCAAGGUGAUAAAUACGAUUGUAUUUUUAACGAAACUAAACUGGGCCAUACUGAAGAUUUAACAAAUAUGCCUUGGUUAGAUAUACAUUUAUAUUAUUAAUUGUAUUGUUUGUAAUAAUAAUUUGUAUUAUUCAAAUAUAGGUAUGCAGGAUUUAUGACUAAGGAGGAAGCAAAAAAUAUUUUAACUGCCUCUGUACAAGGGAAAUUCCUUGUUAGAGAGACGAGGUUGAAUAAUCAAAGUUUUUUCACUAUAACUGUAAGAGUGAAACAUAAUCCGAAGCAUGUUAGAAUUGAAAAAAGGGCUAAUUGUGUUUAUGUAUAUAAAGACUUUAUGUUUCCGUCGAUUGUCGAACUUGUUCAAUAUUACUCUGAAAAUGUUAUUUUUGAGAAUAUGACUUUAAAAUAUCCUUAUAAAGCUUAAUGAAUUAAUUGAUUACUUAUAAAUUUCUUUAUUUUUACUUUCUAUUAUUUCAUAAUUCAUUGAAAUAAACAGAAUAAACUAUAACAAACAAAUAAAACCAAGCCUGAAUAUCACCAUGAUUUUCUAAAUGAUUCAGUGCUUUGUCUAGGAUUAUAGUUAUUUACAAAUAUCAUUCCCUUUCUAGUCACGAUAUAUAUAUAAAUGAUAUGCAUUUAUAUCCUGUACAAACCAUUUGUUUUACUUUGAAGAUAGAGAAAAUUGCUUCCUGCUCCUACUAAAAUUUGAGAUGAUUUGAAGCUAAUAGUAAAUAAAUUGAAUUUUCCUUUGUUUUUGUUUUUGUUGUUCUAUUUUGCACCUAAAGACUUCAUUUAUCUUCAGAUAUGAUUAACUAUUUCGUAAUUAAACGAAUUAACACGAAUAUUAAUUGUCUAUUCUAUAGAACAAGCUUGGAAAUGUUAUUUAAAAAUUUCAAUACUUUAACCAUAGAAUUCGUA